UGCAGUCUCUUUGAGGAGAGCUGGACUGAACGGAGGAUAUAGCGACAACAUGUCCUGUCUCCACAUCAGACGGAUUUUUCUCACUCUGUGUUUGGCUCCAACUGCUUUGUCGAGCCUGCACCCUGAAUGUGAGUUCAUAUUUCAGCUGGAGAAAGAGAAGCGUAACUGCCUUCAGUACAUUAAAGAGCAAGGCAACAGAAGCUCAGAAGUUUGUCAGCCAUUCUGGGAUGCAGUUGUCUGCUGGCCUCAUGCAGUCGUGGGGGAAACAGUCCACAGACCUUGUCCUGCAGUCUUCUCCCUCUUCAGAAACAACACAGGUUCAGUGAGCCGUAACUGCACCAGCAGAGGUUGGUCCAGACUAUUUCCACCGUACGACAUUGCCUGUAGUGUGGAUGAUGACAUUCCUGAGACAGAGCAAUCGUACUUUGCCACAGUGAAGCUGAUAUACACCAUCGGCUACAGCAGCUCUCUAGCGGUGCUGGCUGUUGCUGUGUUGAUCCUGUUGCUCUUUAGGAGGUUGCGUUGUGCCAGGAACUUCAUUCACAUCCAGCUCUUCAUCACAUUUAUCCUGAAAGCUGUGGCGGUUUUCAUAAAGGAUGCUAUUCUCUUCUCAAGUGAUGACACCAACCACUGCACCCUUUCAACAUUUGCCUGUAAGGCCUCUGUUGUCUUCUGUCACUAUUGUGUAAUGGCCAAUUUUUUCUGGCUCCUGGUGGAGGCGCUCUACCUCAAUUCCCUGCUGCUUUCGUCUUUCUAUCACAGCCGUCGAUGCCUCUGGGGCUUCAGCCUGCUGGGAUGGGGUGUGCCUGUGCUCUUCAUCAUCCUGUGGAUUGUAUCCAGGGUGUACUUUGAGGACACAGAAUGUUGGGACAUCAACGAGGACUCGCCCUAUUGGUGGAUCAUCAAGGGACCAAUUGUUGUGUCUAUAGCGGUCAAUUUUAUGCUGUUCAUGAACAUCAUCAGAAUUCUCAUACAGAAGCUCAAUCCUCGGCUGAUCCAGUUUAAUAACUCCUCUCAGUACAGACGCCUGACUAAGUCCACCCUCCUCCUCAUCCCUUUGUUUGGUACUCACUACAUGUUCUUCAAUUUUCUGCCCGACUACUUCAAUGUUAACCUGCGCCUCUGUAUCGAGCUCUGCAUGGGAUCCUUCCAGGGGCUUCUUGUUGCAGUUCUCUAUUGCUUUCUCAAUGAAGAGGUUCAGAAAGAGGUCCACAUGCAUUGGCUGAGGUGGCAGGAGCGGAGCUAUGGUGUGGUGUCACCCGCUGCAAAGGGCAGCCAGAUGGACACGCCCUUCUAGUGGUGUCCUGAAAUGCUUUCACCCUCUUCCUAUAGGACUUCUGCUACCAGAACAAUCACAGCGGAUUGCUUCUGUGCAUGUCAUCGUCUCUAAUGGGCUGUGCAGUCCGCACAAUACCAGUGGUCACACACCAUUGAAGCCUGAGUCUGUACGUUUUCAUUCCAAACUCUAUGACUGAUUUACUGGCUGCACUCCUUCAGACAGAAAGGAGGCAAACUUUUCCAAUGGAGAAUGAUUCUGAAAUCAGAAUUAUGUUUGACACACACAUUUCAAGACAGAUCCCACCAAUGACAGAUAUUGCCAAUUUCAUAGGUAUUUCCCCUGGGAGGCAGUGCAAACAACUUCAGAAAGAUCAUCUUCAAGAUUUCCUUGUAGGCCUCACUGGUCAAAUUAAAGAAUGAUAAUUUUGAUAAACUGAAGUAAGAUACAAUAUAUUGAAAUAUUAUUCCAUUUAUCACCAACGCUGUAAUGCAACCUGUUAAACAUGUGAUAUUCCAGACUUUUUGUUAUGACGCUGUAGCCAAGUGAAGCACAAAUGACUUAUCACUCAGCUGACUCACAUGACAAUUAAAAUGAACUUUCAUAUUAUUAAUUGGUAUUAUAGCAUCAAAUUACAUUAAUUCAUAUCAUAUUAUUAAAUUUAAAUUCUACUCGUGCUGAGCAGUAAAAUUAGAAGCUACAGUGUGUUUUAUUUUUUGGAAUGAAAACCGGCACACUCUUGAACUUCACUGGCACACUGUUAAAAACCACUUUACUGUUUAAGUUUCAAGCCAGUGUUGCGUGUUGUGUUCUGUCAUGUUGUGUGUGUUGUACUAUAAAAGGAAUCGCCACUGGAAAACAUAUUAUUCGUUUUAAUAUCAAUAUCAAUAUAUAACUACACUGCUCACAUAUUGUACAGUUCUUUCAAUUCCAUGGUUAUAUAAGUAAUUACAAAACUGGAUAUAUGAUUCCCAUAAUUUAUGUCAUAUAAAUUAACCUGAUCGACCUAUUAAGAUAAACGUCAUAGAAAAUAUUGAAUUACUGCCUAUUUCUGCACUAUCCAGAAUCCUCUUGUUACAAUUAAGUUUCUUCUAUGUAACGUAAACAUUUGCCUUAAACUAAAUGUACGUAUGAACUAGUCGCUGUCAGACUGUUGUUUUAUAGUCACUCUUCUCUGUCGUUGCAUAUUUGGAUGUUUCUGCUUCUUGUGCCUAUCUCUGUGAUGUUUUAAUACCUUGUGACAGGUUUCUGAAAGUUAAAACCUCAAAACUUUUCCUCGGCUUCAUUAAGGCUCUCUGCAACCUCUUUCACUAAUUGAGUGAAUAAUCAUCAGCUGGCAGCUACAAAAUGUAAAAUCAGUGAUAAAAGCUUAAGCCAUGAAAGUCUACAUGGCUACGUUUAAUUCAGAUACAAUAUGUGCUGAUACUAGAACCCAUAUGUAGUCAGUUGAGUCAUAAAGGAUUUUCAAGGUAAAAACAGCGUCAAUCCUUAAGGGAAGCUAUACAAUUCAUAAAAACAAAAUAUGAGAGUAUUUUGUAAAAUGUCUCUUUUGUUUCAAAAGAUAAACCUUAAUAAAUGUUAUUCUUAAAAACAGGAGCCUAAAACUUGUCAAUUUGUCCUUUGUUAACCACAAGCCAACAUCAUGACAUUUUAGGAGAGUAAGUCCAUUUAAAUAUAUUAAUAGGUGUACAGAAUAUUAUAUCUCCAGUUUUAUUGUUAGGUUUAUUUGGCUAGCUGAUGAACUGUGAAUGAAUAUAUGCACGGUCCAAUAAAUUAUAAUGGUUUCCAAUGAGAAAAAAACUAUUAAAACCAUUAUAACCCAUUAGAUCCGUCACAUUAUAGUCUGUAUGGUUUUCCAGUAUUUCCAUUAGUCACCUGCAUAUCAAUUAUUACAGACAUUUAAAAAGUCGCAGCUACAGGCACAAAAAUAAACUACUGUUCUAGCACAUUAUAAACACAUUAUUCUUUACACUUGGGUUUGGUUUGCUGUAACUUUAGUGAUGAAUAAUGAAGCUUCAACUGCUGUUUGGUGUGGGUCUCUGGAAAAGCAUCCUGCAGUCAUAAAUGUAAUCCCUGGUUCACAUAUUUUUGGCAAACAUUUAAAUGGGUUCUACUAUAUUUCAGAAAUUAGGACAAAUGACACAUAAUGUUUGGAUAUACGACAUCUGGACAGGAAAUGGGAAUGGUAACACCAGCACUUUAACCAAACAGCUACUGUUGAGUUGCCCUUGAGCAAGGCAAUAAUACAAUCCAGUGGAGCUGCUCACUGGUCUGCAGCAGAAGACCAGACCAGGCUUAAGGUCUUUUUUUGGAGGGGAGACCUGGACAAGAUGGAAAACAAACAACAGAUAAAACAAUACUAAAAACAGACAAUAAUAUUAAAUAUUUGAUAAGAACAGACACAAUUAAAGUAGGAGGCUUUUACUGUAGAGUUUAUAAUAGUCUUAAAUUAUUCCAGAGAUAUCACAUUCAUAUUCUGCACACUAUUCCAACUCUGUGAAAUAAAUUGCAAUAAA
Molecule: messenger RNA, 3792 nt
Organism: Dicentrarchus labrax (European seabass)
Lineage: Eukaryota; Metazoa; Chordata; Actinopteri; Moronidae
Gene: ghrhrl
Product: growth hormone releasing hormone receptor, like
Exons: 13
Coding region: 50-1297 (415 amino acids)
Biological process (GO): positive regulation of cell population proliferation; adenylate cyclase-activating G protein-coupled receptor signaling pathway; cell surface receptor signaling pathway
Cellular component (GO): plasma membrane
Molecular function (GO): G protein-coupled peptide receptor activity; peptide hormone binding; growth hormone-releasing hormone receptor activity
Source: RefSeq, a predicted model, not a curated record